CCCGCGCGGUCCCUGUGCCCCGGCCCCGCCGGUGCCGGGGGGCGGCGGCGAGGGAGAGUGGUCCCCGGAGAGCAUUUUCCGGAGCGGAGUGGAGCGGGGCCGGCGCGGGGCUGGGGACCGGCAGGAAAUGGAAGGAUGAAGUGUGCAGCCGAAGCGGUGAUGUUUGCUCUCUCCUUGCUUUCCCCUGCAGGAAUGUAAUCCGCAAUGCUAGUUCUCAGGUUGCUCAAUGUUGUUGCUCCAGCCUACUUCUUGUGCAUCUCCCUAGUGACCUUCGUCCUCCAGAUCUUUCUCUUCAUCCCCAGCAUGUUCAGAGAUCCUUCCACCACCUCACUUCUCUCUCCUGCUCUGCUGCAUGGGGCCCUCUUCCUCUUCCUCUCAGCUAAUGCCCUGGGCAACUACGUACUUGUGAUCCAGAGCUCCCCUGAGGACUUGGGCAAGGGCUUAAACUUGGGCAAAGGAGCCGAAGUGGUGGCGGACUGGCUGGACGGAAGCAGGUCCCCUGGCUCAGCCUUGCCCAGCACUCACUUCUGUAGACUGUGUGCCAGAAUCACCCAGAGGCAUGACCACCACUGUUUCUUCACAGGGAACUGCAUCGGGAGCAGGAACAUGCGGAACUUCAUCAUGUUCUGCCUCUACACCUCCCUGGCUUGCCUCGACUCCCUGGUGGCAGGCAUGGCUUACAUUUCUGUCGCACUCUCCGUGUCCUUCGCAAAUCCACUGGCCUUCCUCACUCUUCUGCCUCAUUCCAUCAGCCAGUUCUUCUCAGGGGCUCUCCUCAGCUCUGAGAUGUUUGUCAUCCUCAUGCUCUACCUCUGGCUUGGGAUCGGCCUGGCCUGUGCUGGCUUCUGCUGCCACCAGAUGCUGCUGAUCUUACGUGGGCAGACGCGGUACCAGGUGCGGAAAGGGAUGGUGGUAAGAGCCCGGCCCUGGAGGGAGAACCUGCGAGAGGUCUUUGGGAAGAGGUGGCUUCUAGGACUUCUCAUCCCUGUGCUGAAUGUCGGAAGUAACUACCAUAGGCAGAAAGAGAAAUAAAAUCCCGGAGUGUGUGUGCAUCUCAUACACACAGCACCUUCCUUGUUCUCUCCCACUCUCUCUGGAUCACUGAAGAGCUGGGCUAGUCCAUCUCUCGGGUUUGCAGCCUCUGUGGGAGGAAAGGACUGGCUAACUAACAGAAUGAAUUUAGCCUAUUAACAAGAUCACACACCAUGUAGAUGAAGAGAUACUGCAGCUUAGUAGUCACAUCACUGCACCUGUGUACAUGAAAACAGCCUUUGAACUAGCAGAAAAAUUAGUCAGACCUUCCUAUGCUUCCUGCCUGACUUCUCCGGGCCCCAGACCCCACCAGCCAGCCUAUACCUUCCCUAAUGAAUUGCAGCAGGAGCUUUCAGAGAGCCUGGGCUCUGGUACUGUAGAAACAGUAUCUGUUCCUUGGGAGGGUUUUGUAGGGUGUCUUUGGCUCUUAUAUACCUAAAGCAACUUUAUGAUAUUGAGAAGCCUUUAAUGAUAGAACUGCAAGGUAACCAAGCCACCCUAGGAGCAGGCUACACACAUGGCUAGGAAGGUGGAUAAACCUUCUCUCCACAAGCUAGAAAAUCAGAGAGAAAAAAGAGAUAGCCAACUUUCUCCAUUUCUGCACUUGUUUUCCUCCCUGUGCAGUGAUAAGUGAGGACUGUAGCUCUGCUACUUAUUUUCAGCAGUCCUUUGCCCAGUGACACAGUCCCGGCAAAGCUGCUCUUCUGACAGGGAGCAGCCGGCAGAUAAAUCACUGUAAUGCAGAGACACAGGGAGAGGAAACUGCAGAGGUGAAUGUAAAGGCUGUGUCUGGGAAGCUGUGCGUCAGGGCAGGCUGAGGGAGAGCGAGGGAAGGGUGCACACACACGGAGCUGUGCAGAGGGUGCCAAGAGCCCUGCUGGUGCACCUGAGCCCUGAUGCAUCGCCCUGCCAGACAGGGCACCUGCACCAUUUGUGCUGUGAAGAGUCCAGACUCCCAGAAGACAGGGAGGUUUUCUAGCUGAUCAGGACACUUUACACGGAAAACAAAACUAAAAAUAUUUACCUCAGACAUCCCUGUUGCACCAGGUUUAUAGGCUCUCCAGGACAAUUCCCUCUUUCAUUGCUGCAGAGGGGUAAAUUCAUCCAUGUUAUAACUCCAUUAAGGAGGUUAGUGGAAUUACUACAGGGAUUAGUCAGCCUAAUGUGUCAGUUGGUUUCCAGUUGCAGCAACAGCCUGUGAGAUCAGUGUUGAGAUCCUGCACUAAUAGGUGCCUUAAGAAAGGAUACCAUGACAUCUCUGCCAGGAUCAUAGCGCUGGGCUCCCCAGCAGCUGUAACAAGAAGCCUCUGUUUUGGCAAACUGCCUCAGCUUCCAUGGGCUCGCCGGGAAGCUGUUGCUUCUCUUUAAUAGGCUGGGAAGUAUGCUGAUGAACAGUGAAAAGGGAAUUAUCUUCCUCAAAAAACGCUCACAGUGCAUCCCAGGUGGAUGAACACACCAGAUCCACUUUCAUUCUUGUGUUUCUCAUGUGGCAGAGCAGAGGCACUCGUUCCUAUAGGCUUUAUAAAUGUCCUUCACAGCUUCACGCUUGUACACGCAUUUGGAUCAGUAACAAACAAAGUCUAUUGUGAUGAGCAGAGUAACCAUGAGAAUAUACUGAAAAAAAAACCCUAGCUGGAUACUUAAAACGUACAGUAUAUAAGCUCUUCCACGCUGUGUGUGUUCAUAUGAAUGCACCACUGUUUCCAUGUGUAAUACGCUGUAUUUUCACUAACAGUGAACAAUAAAAAGUGUUUUGAUUUUUUA
Molecule: messenger RNA, 2796 nt
Organism: Dromaius novaehollandiae (emu)
Lineage: Eukaryota; Metazoa; Chordata; Aves; Casuariiformes; Dromaiidae
Gene: ZDHHC22
Product: zinc finger DHHC-type palmitoyltransferase 22
Exons: 2
Coding region: 205-1032 (275 amino acids)
Biological process (GO): protein palmitoylation
Cellular component (GO): Golgi apparatus
Molecular function (GO): palmitoyltransferase activity
Source: RefSeq, a predicted model, not a curated record